AAGGAUGCCAUUUUCCUUCCAGCAAGAAUAGUUCAGUACUUGUAAUGUGAGUUGCAGAAUUCUGCGAGUAGGAACAUCUGCUGGAACCCCCAUGAAAAUGCUUCUUAUGGAGGGCUCAUCAUUGCUAUCCCUUUUGGAAUCAUGUAAAUCACUGAAACAGGGACUCCAAGUUCAAGCUCAAAUCAUCUUCAAUGGCCUGCACCGCGAAAUAUUCCCCAUGAGCAGACUACUCAACUUCUUUUCCUUGAUGGGUUCGGAAGAAAGUCUUAAUCAUUCCCAAAUUCUCUUCUCGCAAAUUCCUCACCCUAAUGUGUUCAUGUGGAACACCAUGAUGAGAGGCUACUCCCGCAGCCAUCAUCCCCAACAGGCAUUUCUGCUCUACACAUCCAUGCUUCGGGAAGGGGCCGAGACUCCGAACAACUUUACUUUCCCGUUUCUACUCAAUUCCUGUGCAAGGGUUUCAAGUGUUGGGUUGGGACGUCAGGUUCAUGGUCAUAUAGUCCAAUAUGGGUUUGAAUUGGAUCUCUUUGUUCGGAAUGCUCUGAUGCAUCUGUAUUCUGUCUUCAGGGACUUGAAUGAUGCCCAGAAUGUGUUCGACGAAAGUCUUGUUAGAGACCUUGUUUCGUACAAUACAAUGAUAAAUGGGUACGCCCAAGUGUACCAAUCUGGUCCUGCUUUGUGCCUCUUCAGGGAGAUGCAGGAUUCUAGUAUUCAGCCGGACGAGUUCACUUUUGUUGCUUUGCUCUCUUCCUGUUCAUUCUUGAAUGAUACCAAGAUUGGGAAGCAGAUUCACAGUCUGGUUUACAGGUACCUGGGUUUUGCUGAUUCAAAUAUAUUGCUCAAGACUUCCAUUCUUGAUAUGUAUGCGAAAUGUGGGUUGAUGGAUAUGGCUGAGAAGGUAUUUAGUUCAAUGAAAGCUACCAAGGGUGCUGCAGCUUGGAGUUCUAUGGUGUCAGGAUAUGCACGAUCAGGGGAAACUGAAGUUGCCAGACAUAUGUUCAAUCAGUCAGAUGAACGUGAUAUAAUUUGCUGGACAGCCAUGAUUACUGGUUACUCUCAAGCAGGCCAAUACAGUGAGGCAUUAGAACUUUUUCAGCAGAUGGAGGGUCUGGGCAUGGAACCUGAUGAAUUUACUUUGGUUGCUAUUCUUUCUGCUUGUGCUCAGCUUGGAGCUCUUAGUUUUGGGGAGAGACUUCAUCAGAGGUACAUCAAGGAUGAAUUAGUUGGUCAAAAUUCAAUUCUUUCAACUGCAUUGGUAGAUAUGUAUGCAAAAUGUGGAAGCAUAGACAUUGCUCUAGAUAUUUUCCACGGAAUCCCAAAGGAUUUAAGAACUGUUUCUCUCUUUAAUUCCAUGAUCUCGGGUCUUGCUCAGCAUGGGCUCGGUAAGAUUGCCAUAUCUGUCUUCAGAGAAAUGGAAGGGGUAGGAUUGAGACCAGAUGGAGUCACAUUUGUGGCAGUUUUAAAUGCUUGCAGCCACAAUAGGCUAGUUAAAGAGGGCAAGAAGUUAUUUAAAUCAAUGUUGAGUGUGUACGGUCUCAAACCACAGAUGGAACAUUACGGUUGCAUGGUUGAUCUCCUCGGAAGAGAUGGGUGCCUAGAUGAAGCUUAUGAUCUUGUUCAGAGGAUGCCAUUUCCAGCCAAUUCAGUGAUAUGGAGAGCACUGCUGGGUGCUUGCAGGCUCCAUGGAAAUGCUGAGAUAGGUGACAUUGCUGCCCAGAAACUCACUGAACUGGAGCCUGAUCAUGGAGCUCGCUAUGUUUUAUUGUCUAACAUGUUUGCUAACACAAACAGAUGGGAAGAAGCCAGAAGGGUAAGGAAAGUGAUGGAUGAUAGAGGCAUACAGAAGCCACCUGGGUGGAGCUACAUAGAGCUGAAUGGAGUUCUUCAUCGGUUUUUGGCUAGUGACAAGUCACACUUAGAGGCCAAGGAGCUCGAAUUAAUGCUUAAGGACAUGACAACACGUCUUAAAUCUGCCGGGUAUGUUCCAAAUACAUCACAAGUAGUUUUUGAUAUUGAUGAAGAAGAGAAGGAAACCGUGGUCUCAUAUCACAGUGAGAAACUAGCAUUAGCAUAUGGAUUGAUUAACUCCAGUCCCAGACAAACAAUAAGAAUAAUAAAGAAUCUCAGAAUUUGUGGAGACUGUCACUCAGCCUUCAAGUUUCUGUCUGAAAUUUAUGCACGAGAGAUUAUCGUCAGAGAUGCCAUGAGGUUCCACCACUUCGAGGAUGGUUCUUGCUCUUGUAUGGAUUUCUGGUGAACAUAGAUUUGUACUUUUGAGAAUUAGGGAGACAAUUUAGUUCCCCUUAAAGUUAAACUUGUAUUGAUGAGAUACCGAUUUGAUAGUCAAAAUGAAUACAUCAAAAAGUUUCAU
Rubroshorea leprosula is the source of this 2371-nucleotide messenger RNA. The record is from the annotation of a GenBank genome assembly. NCBI's taxonomy places the organism in Eukaryota, Viridiplantae, Streptophyta, Magnoliopsida, Malvales, Dipterocarpaceae.